AUGAUGAUAAGGGCGCUGCUUAUCUGUGUGGCAAGCUGCCUCCCGGUGGUGACCAGCAAAGACAUCAUCAAUCGCUGUGUCCUGGCCAAAGUGUUGUAUGAGGAGGACUUGGAUGGGUUCGAAGGCUACUCCCUGCCUGACUGGCUGUGCUUGGCUUUUAUAGAAAGCAACUUCAACAUAUCAAAGGUGAGCGAGAAUGUAGAUGGCAGCUUCGACUACGGCAUCUUCCAGAUCAACAGCCAUUUCUGGUGCAAUGACUACCACAGUCAUUCAGAGAACUUCUGCCACAUGGACUGUCAAGAACUGCUGGAUCCCAACCUCCUCCCAUCCAUCCACUGUGCAAAAAAGAUUGUAUCUGGAUCAAAAGGGAUGAGAAACUGGGUGGGAUGGAGGCUGCACUGCUCAGGACGGCCACUGUCCUACUGGAUGACAGGAUGCCGUCUGGGAUGA
Messenger RNA from Acomys russatus (golden spiny mouse), 450 nucleotides. It is a transcript of the gene Lyzl6, whose product is annotated as lysozyme like 6. The transcript has 4 exons. The coding region runs from base 1 to 450 and encodes 149 amino acids. Gene Ontology annotation, biological process: fusion of sperm to egg plasma membrane involved in single fertilization. Gene Ontology annotation, molecular function: lysozyme activity. Lineage: Eukaryota; Metazoa; Chordata; Mammalia; Rodentia; Muridae. Gene Ontology annotation, cellular component: sperm flagellum; acrosomal vesicle. The record is from RefSeq and is a predicted model, not a curated record.